Molecule: messenger RNA, 1634 nt
Organism: Spodoptera exigua (beet armyworm)
Lineage: Eukaryota; Metazoa; Arthropoda; Insecta; Lepidoptera; Noctuidae
Source: the annotation of a GenBank genome assembly
CAGUAUCUGCUUGGGUCUCGUGAGGGAGGGACGCGUGAAAAUGACUGGCGUUGAUGAAAUACUAAAUUAUCAAAGGAACCCUGACGACGAUUUCUACGGCUUGCUGGGCUGUGACGAAAACUCCAGCGCGGAGCAGAUCAUUGCUGAGUACAAGGUGCUGGCUUUGCAGUACCACCCUGACAAGAACGAUGGGGACAAAGAAGCUGAAGCCAAGUUCCAGCAACUAAAGGAGGCGAAGGAGACGCUGUGUGAUCCGUCUAAGCGCGCUCUGUACGACAAGUGGCGCCACAGCGGCAUCGCCAUGGGCUACAAGCAAUGGCUUGGCAUGAAGGAUCACGUGCAGCAGUCCAUGCACUGGAGCAAGCCUAACACUAAGGAUCGCAUGCUUGAGGGGGAGUGUGGCCGUGCUUCGGGCCCCUCCAGCCUGGGGCCCAGCAACCCGGCAGCUCGCAGGGCCUCCGAAGGCGGCGCCGCUCUCUGGGGCCGCUGGGGAACUGGCAACCAGGAACCUCCCUCUGAGGUCAUCUCCAAGUUCCGCAACUAUGAAAUCUAAACCCCAGUAGUCCCCGUCUAUCGGCUAGUCAUGUCUUAACCGACUUUACUAGACCAAAUCCCGGGACUAUUUCUUAUUUAUUUUUUUACAAAAAGAGGUUACUUGUGCCCUAAUCUCUUUAUUUUCGUAGCAUUUUUUUAUGUACUUAAUUUAAAAAAUUGACCCAAGUCACAUUAUUCGUGAUAUUAUUGCAACCAGGCUGUUAAAUUAAUUACUUGCCAUUAAAAGUUUACAAUUUUAGUCAUGUUGUAUUUGACAAUUAUUGAGUAUAUUUAAAAUUAGAGAUAAUUAUUAUAAAUAAGUUAAAUAUCUAUAUAUAUAUGUUAUAAAGUAACGGCACAAUAUUCAUCAAGUCAGCUCGCGGUACGUUUCUCGAAUGUGGCUCGAUAUUCUACGUUAAGUAAUAAUUACUGUUUUUGAGUGUUUGAUGUGCUAAAUGUAUUUCUGUUGUACGUAGAGUCAGAAUUUGACGUAGGUGCCCCGACCCCUAGAAUGGUGUAUUAGUGUUUAACACUCUUAGCUGUUAUCCCUUAGCCGUAAGCUGUGCACAUUCCUGAUAACUUAUGAGUCUGAUUUAUUACAUUUCUGCUAUAUCAAUAUUAUCUACUUGAAGAAUCUCGAUAUUUUGAAGAUUUAUAUUUUUGAUCCUCUUUAUCUUACUAUAAGUAUGAUAUUAUUUUAAAAGAAGAGAGUGGGUAUAUAGCGGGUGUCGUUGUGAGAUAUAUACAGGGUAAAGUUGCGAGACAGGACUGUUUAUUUGUUUUACCUUCUGCAACCUUGUCAUUCUACUUUCUAAUAAUUAUGGUCUAAUGACGUAUGUAAUCGUUAAUCGUAUUUGUUCCAACAUAAAUGUUGUGUUACCUGAUAGUUACGUAGAAAUAAAUGUUAUGUGUUAAAUGUUUGAUCAGUAUUUAAUUUAUGUAUUUUAAAAAUAUAAUUAAAUGUUAUAAAUGGGUAGUGGAAUUUUAAAAUUUAAAUGUUUUGUCUCGAUAAGUAUUUUAAAAGCUAAAGCCAAAAUGUAUAAGAUGUUUUUAUUUUUGAUGUAAUACAUCUUUGGAAAACAAUAAAGGUCUGCUGAACA